ACAAUAUACCCCAAAUUCGCAUAACAGCUUUUUUAAUCUUUUUUCCCAGAAAAAGAAGGUUCUCUUCCCUUUUGCAAAAGGGGAAAAUUGACCUUAAAUGUUGAAGUUAAACUCUCUCUCUAAAACUACCAUCUCGUUACUUUCUCUCUCCUCAUACUCAACACCAAAAACAACAACAGUUGUUUCCCGCUCUGCUAGGCCUUUCAUCAAACAGUUGCCCUACAUUAACAUUGUCAGCCGCUUUUCUUCCCCUUUCUGCUCAUCUUCAACCACAAGGUUAAAUUUGGAAUCACAGAAAGAAAUUGGAGAAACAGAGACAGAGAGAAGAAAUAUGAAGUAUGUUUUAGUCACUGGUGGUGUUGUUAGUGGUUUGGGUAAAGGUGUCACUGCUAGCAGCAUAGGUGUUGUGCUCAAAGCUUGUGGUCUUCGUGUCACUUCCAUUAAGAUUGAUCCUUACUUGAAUACCGAUGCCGGCACUAUGUCUCCUUUUGAGCAUGGAGAAGUAUUUGUACUCGAUGACGGGGGAGAGGUUGACUUAGACUUGGGUAACUAUGAGCGGUUCCUUGAUGUGACUCUGACAAGAGAUAACAACAUUACAACAGGGAAGAUAUAUCAGUCUGUUCUUGAAAGGGAGCGGAAAGGAGAUUACCUUGGAAAAACUGUACAGGUUGUUCCACACAUAACUAAUGCUAUUAAAGAAUGGAUUCAAAGAGUUGCAAGCAUCCCUGUUGAUGGAACAGAUGAUUCUGCUGAUGUUUGUGUUAUAGAGUUGGGAGGGACUGUAGGUGACAUUGAGUCGAUGCCAUUUAUUGAAGCGCUACGGCAAUUAUCUUUUACUGUUGGAAAAGAAAAUUUCUGCCUCAUUCAUGUCAGCCUGAUUCCUGUUCUGGGUGUUGUGGGUGAGCAGAAAACGAAGCCUACUCAACAUAGUGUGCGAGAACUGAGGGCAUUAGGCUUGACUCCUCAUCUGCUUGCAUGUCGAUCUGCACAGCCUUUGCUGGAAAAUACCAAGGAGAAGCUUUCACAAUUUUGCCAUGUUCCGGCAGAAAAUAUUCUUAAUGUUCACGAUGUUCCAAAUAUUUGGCACGUUCCACUUUUACUACAGAAUCAAAAGGCCCACUUGGCUAUAAUGAGACAGCUAUGUUUGCUCAAUGUUGCUGCACCUCCCAACUUGGAAGAGUGGACAAACCGAGCGGAGACGUUUGAUAACCUUAACGACUCUGUUAGGAUUGCUAUGGUUGGAAAGUAUGUUGGUUUAACAGAUUCUUAUCUGUCCGUGGUUAAGGCCCUUCUACAUGCCUGCAUUGCUUGUUCCAAAAAGCCAACAAUUGAUUGGAUUGCAGCUUCAGACCUUGAAGAUGAAUGUGCCAAAUCGACACCAGAUGCUCAUGCUUCUGCAUGGCAGACUCUAAAGAAUGCUUCAUGUGUGCUGGUCCCGGGUGGAUUUGGUGAUCGUGGAGUCGGAGGAAUGAUAUUAGCUGCAAAAUAUGCCAGAGAGAAUAAUGUCCCAUAUUUGGGAAUCUGUUUGGGCAUGCAAAUAUCUGUAAUAGAAUUUGCCAGAUCUGUUUUAGGGUGGGAAAAUGCUAAUAGUGAAGAGUUUGAUGAGAAAGCUCCAAAUCUCGUGAUCAAAUUUAUGCCAGAGGGAUCCAGAACACAUAUGGGAAACACAAUGAGAUUAGGUUCUCGGAGAACAUUGUUUCAGACCCCUCAUUGUGUGACUUCUAAGUUGUACCGUAAUUCAAGUUUUGUGGAUGAACGUCAUCGUCACAGAUACGAGGUUAACCCAAACCUAGUAAAUGCUUUAGAAGAAGGUGGUCUUAAAUUUGUCGGAAGGGAUGAAACUGGAGAAAGAAUGGAGAUCUUGGAAUUGCCUGGUCAUCCGUAUUAUGUUGGGGUCCAAUUUCAUCCUGAAUUCAAAUCAAGGCCCGGGAGAGCUUCUGCUCCAUUCUUAGGUCUUAUUUUGGCAGCAACCGAACAACUGGAAGAUUAUCUAAAAACAGACCAAAACGGUAGCUAGAGUGCAGAUGUAAACGAGUCUCUCUUUUACGUCUAGUUCUUAUAGUGGGAAAGAUAGACAAUAGCGUUAGCGUAGUGGUUGCUGGCUUGCUGCGUGAUUUUUGGCCGGCCUACAUUAAGAGGUGCAUUCGUAGCUCUUUGCUGCACUCGUUUAUUUCUUUUCCGUGCUCUAUAGGAAGUUUUGGAUAGGGAAAAAAUAUUGGAUUGGUUAUAGACUUAUAGUAAGCUCUGGAAUAACCACUCCAUUGGGCUCCAGAAAAAAUUUCUACAUUGUUUUACAGUAGUAUUUCGUUUUGAAUUCUGCUUUUCAGAGGAUUUAUUUCAAUUAAAAUUCCUUUUUGCAUAAUCAGAUUUCUUCCCAGAUUUUACUCUGUUGGAACUUGGAACUGAAUGUAAUGUGAUCUCUAUUUUCAUUAAUAAAAUUUACUGCAAAACUCUUUGAAGGGAA
This is a messenger RNA of Spinacia oleracea (spinach), 2464 nucleotides long. RefSeq lists its product as uncharacterized. The transcript has 23 exons. The record is from RefSeq and is a predicted model, not a curated record. Bases 98 to 2017 code for a protein of 639 amino acids. NCBI's taxonomy places the organism in Eukaryota, Viridiplantae, Streptophyta, Magnoliopsida, Caryophyllales, Amaranthaceae. Gene Ontology annotation, biological process: CTP biosynthetic process; pyrimidine nucleobase biosynthetic process. Gene Ontology annotation, molecular function: CTP synthase activity; identical protein binding.